UCAAGUCUCCCAGUGAGUGGGAAUGUUCAACAGAUAAUAAUUGAUUCCAAUUUUCCUUUCACAUACAUCUUUAAAAUGAUACUUCGAUCCAUUUCCAGUAUUCUAACAAGUAAUUUUUGUUUGAAAAAAAUCCAAAUUCUCUGCAAUUAAUCUAUAGAGAUGUUUCCAUUUCUUUGGAUUGUUCUUCUUCUCAACUUUUUGAUAAGAGGAGAAUUCCUUUUUUGUGCACAAGCUCAGCUUGUGGACUGCCAUACUUCUGACAGAGAAGCUCUUCUUGAUUUUAUAAAGGGUCUUGAAAAUUCUGAGAAACAACUCUCUUCAUGGAAAGGAAGCAACUGCUGUCAAUGGUUUGGAAUAGCUUGUGACAAUAUCACUGGAGCUGUAACCAAAGUUGAUCUCCACAGCACGUCAGGUUUGUUGAACUUGAGCGGAGAGAUUAGAUCUUCACUCACAAAACUCAAGUCCUUGACAUAUCUGGACUUGAGUUCUAACUCAUUCACUGGCACAAUUCCUGAUUUCUUACCCUUCCUGGAGAACUUGCAAUAUCUAAACCUAUCAUAUGCUGGGUUUAGUGGUGCAAUUCCUCCAAAUCUUGGAAACCUCUCUAGCUUGAAGUUUCUUGAUGUCUCUUCUCCUAGUUUAAAUGUUGAUAAUCUUGAAUGGAUGAGUGGUCUUCUCUCAUUAAAAUAUUUGGCCAUGGAUGGUGUAGAUCUUUCAAAGGCAGGAGUAGGAUGGGUUGAUGCAUUAAACAAGCUUCCAUUCUUGACUGAGUUGCAUUUAUCUUCAUGUCAUUUAUCCAGUCUCAACUAUUCUCUUCCUUUGGUCAAUUUUAGUUCACUUGCUGUCCUAAACCUUAGUAACAACUACAUCAAAUCCAAGUUUCCAAAUUGGCUGGUGAAUAUCAGUAGCCUUGUUUCAGUUGAUAUCAGCUAUAACAGGCUACGUGGAAGGAUUCCACUCGGUUUUAGUGAACUGCCAAAUUUGCAAUCAUUGGAUCUUGGUUAUAAUCAAGAUCUCUCUGCAAGUUGCUUCCAACUGUUGAGAAGAAGGUGGGGAAAAAUACAAGUUCUUGAUCUAUCUAUGACCAAAUUACAUGGAAGAAUUCCUGCUGCCCUUGGAAAUAUAACUUCUCUUAUUUAUCUUGAUUUAUCAAAAAAUGAUGUUCGGAGUAGUAUUCCAAGCUCCAUUGGUAGGCUUUCUAACUUACAAUUUAUUGAUUUGUCCUGUAAUAAUCUGACAGGAGGUUUACCAGAAUUUCUUGAAGAAGAAACAGCAAACUGCCCUUCCAAAAGUCCUUUGCCUAAUUUGAAGAACUUCAAAUCCAGUUACAGCAAUUUAACUGGUAAGUUGCCAAAUUGGAUAGGCAAUCUUAAAAAUCUAGUUGUCCUCGAUUUGAGUUAUAACUUGCUUCAAGGUCCCAUCCCCCGUUCUUUCGAAAAUUUGCGGCAGUUGUCUGAACUCAGACUUGGAUCAAAUAAGCUAAAUGGUAGUCUCCCAAAAGGCUUGGGAAAGCUCUCUGCAUUGACUCAUCUUGAUGUUUCCAUUAAUCAACUGGCCGGUGUUAUCACAGAAGCACAUUUUUCAGGCCUAAGUAAAUUGAAGCAAUUGAUUCUUUUGAGAAACUCCUUCAUCUUGAAAGUCAAUUCCAGUUGGAUCCCUCCAUUUCAGCUCUGUACCUUGGUUAUGGGUUCAUGCAAUCUAGGUCCAUCCUUCCCUGCUUGGAUCAGAUCUCAAAAAGAGAUUGUCAUUCUAGAUUUCUCAAAUGCUAGUAUUUCAGGUUCCAUUCCAAACUGGUUUUGGGACAUGUCAAGCACUCUAAGUUAUUUGAAUGUUUCUUUGAAUCACUUGAAGGGUCAUUUACCAAAUCCAUUAAAUAUAUCUCCCUCUGCAACCAGUGUUGAUUUGAGCUCCAACCUCUUUCAAGGGUCCAUUCCUCUUCCUCUUCCUCUUCCAAAUGUCUCAAUCCAAGUGCUUGAUCUUUCCAAUAAUCAAUUCUCUGGUUCUAUCCCAAACAAGAUUGGUAAAAUCCUUUCACAUUUGCAAUUCCUCUCUCUUUCCAAUAACCAGCUGGCUGGUCAUGUCCCAGCCUCUAUUGGAGAGAUAUCGACUCUUCAAAUCCUUGAUCUUUCAAGGAAUGGUUUGAUAGGAAGCAUUCCUUUGAAUAUCGGGAAUUGUUCUAACCUCACUGUUCUAGACCUUCAAAAUAAUAAUUUGUCUGGUGAGAUUUCAAAAUCCUUGGGUUGGCUUCAUUGGCUUCAAAUACUUCACCUCAGCAAUAACAGAUUCUCAGGAGAAAUCCCAUCAUCUCUCCAGGAAUUGAAGGAAUUAGAAACUCUAGACCUUGGAAACAACAGUUUGACAGGAAAUAUUCCGUCAUGGAUAGGAGGAGCUUUUCCACGUCUCAGAAUACUUAGCCUGAGGUCAAAUUCCUUUUCAGGAGAAAUUCCCUCUAGACAUUCGAAUUUGAGUUCUCUACAAGUUCUGGAUCUAGCAGGAAACAAGUUGAAUGGCAGAAUUCCUUCUAGCUUUGGUGAUUUUAAAGCCAUGGCUCAACAACAUGUAAACCAUUAUUUGACAUAUGGAGACCCUGACAGACGCUACUACCAAGAAAACAUAGUUGUGAGCAUAAAUGGGCAAACUCAAAAAUAUUCCAAGACUCUUUCACUCCUGACUACCAUAGAUCUUUCUGGAAAUAAUCUACAUGGUGAGCUUCCUGAAGAACUAACAAACCUGGUUGGUCUUCUAGUUUUGAACCUGUCAAGAAACAACAUCAGUGGCCAGAUUCCACACAGCAUUUCAGAAAUGCAUCAGUUGUUAUCUCUUGAUCUGUCAGGCAAUAAUCUUUCAGGUCCAAUUCCUUCAAGCCUCUCUUCAUUGACUUUUCUGGAAUAUUUGAACUUGUCCAACAACAACUUAUGUGGUGCAAUCCCAUAUACAAAUCAGAUGUCAACUUUUAAUGAAUCCUCCUUUGAUGGGAACCCAUGUCUAUGUGGAAAUCCCCUUGUUGUGAAGUGCUCGCUUAACAAUAAUAAUUCUGACAAUGGAGGGACCAGUAACCAUUCAGACUAUAAUGGGUUGAUUGAUAACUGGUUUUACUUGAGCAUUGGGUUGGGAUAUGCAGCAGGUUUACUGCUUCCAUAUUUGUUAUUUGCAGUGAGAAGAUCUUGGGGUGGUGUAUACUUUGCUGUUGUGGAUAGGAUCGUAAACAGAUUGUCAAAUGCACCUGCUCUUGUGGAUAGGAUUGUACACAGAUUGUCAAGUGCAUCAAGCAGAAUAGCAACAAGAACAAGAACUCAGUGCAGUUGCUGAGUUCUCUUUCCUCUUCCAGGUUCUUGUAAAAAAUUUUGCCACUGCUGUCAGUUUAAAGUUGUUUGAAGUUAAAAAUUCACUUGUUUUCACAUAAAUGGCUUGUAAAGAUAUAUAAAAUGAGACAUGGGUUAACUUCUGCAUUCCCAUCAAUCUUUCAGAGUACAGUCUUGACAUAAAAAAAGGGUCUCAAAGAUUCUGAGAAUUAACCUGCUUCCUUCAUGGCAAGGAAGCAGGCACCUACAGAGGAGAAAAGUUCAAUUUAAUAUGCAUAAGGUUAUGAGAUGAUUGUAGUUCUUGAGUUUGUUCUUUCCAGGUUGAUUUCUGAGUAGAAACUGUUUCAAAUUGUUGCUCUAACAUUACCUCCGAUAUAAAACUGUUUCAAAUUGUUGCUCAAA
Molecule: messenger RNA, 3704 nt
Organism: Hevea brasiliensis (rubber tree)
Lineage: Eukaryota; Viridiplantae; Streptophyta; Magnoliopsida; Malpighiales; Euphorbiaceae
Product: receptor-like protein EIX2
Exons: 1
Coding region: 160-3309 (1049 amino acids)
Molecular function (GO): protein binding
Source: RefSeq, a predicted model, not a curated record